AUGUCAAUCGAAAUCGUCCCGCUGGCUCAGACCGACAUACCUGGGGCUGUAGACUGCGUGCAGAAAGCGUUUGCCAACGAUCCAUAUUUUCGCUGGGCGUUUAAUGAUCCAUCCAAGUUUAAUAUCCAACGAAACGCAGCCUCCCUCGCUGCUCAUUUCCAAUAUGGUAUCAACUGCGACUGCCCCAUCUCUGUCGCCAAGAUAACUCGCGCCGCAAACGAAAGCAAGAGGAAUGACGAUAUCCGCCUACCAGCCGGUACUGUGGUAGGCGUUGCCUGGUGGUACUCACCACAAGCGCAUUCCACGACACAAAGCUGGUCUGUUUGGGCGCAGGACUGGCUUCUCUCCUUCCGUCAGCUCAUGAACAAUAUCCGCUUCCUUGGUCGUGGUGGCUUGAAUGUACGCCGGUAUUGGAUCUGGAAGCAAGUGCAGCAAACUGCACAUGAUGCUAUCUGGCAGGAUCCCCGCGGGUACUAUUUUUGCAAUGUCGUCUGCGUUGACUCAAAGGCGCGUGGCAUGGGAGUGGGAAAGAAGCUCAUGGAGAAUGUCAUGGACAAGGCUGAUCGAGAGAAUAUGCCGUGCUACCUCGAAAGCUCUAAGGGGUAUCCCAACGUGGGUAUUUAUGAAAAAAUGGGCUUUGAAUUGGUCAAGGAGAUUGAAUGCGUGGAUGGAGGGGAUGUUUGCAAGUUAUAUUGCAUGAUUCGCAACCCCAAGUCUAAGGAAUAA
Messenger RNA from Penicillium mononematosum, 726 nucleotides. RefSeq names its product GNAT family N-acetyltransferase. Bases 1 to 726 code for a protein of 241 amino acids. The record is from RefSeq and is a predicted model, not a curated record. NCBI's taxonomy places the organism in Eukaryota, Fungi, Ascomycota, Eurotiomycetes, Eurotiales, Aspergillaceae. Gene Ontology annotation, molecular function: acyltransferase activity, transferring groups other than amino-acyl groups. The transcript has 3 exons.